UUUAUUCAAAUCAGCACCCAAAUGUCUUCCACCAUAAUCUUGUCUUCUCCUCCUGUUCCACUCUCAAUCUUGCAUUUUUUAUCCUUUCCAUGUGGAACUCUUAGCAAGGGUGUAAACAGAGGAUGUGCGACACUAUUAGCUGGUGUUUUAGGGGUUGGAGGUCAUCAUUUAGCUACUGCUUUUGGAAAAAAGGGAGAACCCAUUGUCCUUGGAGCCCUUGUUUUCAUUCUAGGGAAAAGAAGAACUUCCUGUGAAGCAAAAGGAAUGAAGAUGGUAAGUGGAUGCAAAAAGGAGAAAAAGAAAAAACAGUAAUCUUGAUACUGAAUGAACCUUAAUAUUUUGCGAGUCCGUCAACAACAUGGUGAGUCGAUCAAUCCCCAAACCCCAACCACCAGUUGGAGGCAGACCAUACUCGAGAGCCGUACAGAAGGUUUCAUCUAAGGCCAUUGCUUCAUCAUCACCGG
Messenger RNA from Arachis stenosperma, 464 nucleotides. RefSeq names its product aluminum-activated malate transporter 8-like. Gene Ontology annotation, cellular component: plant-type vacuole membrane. Bases 22 to 312 code for a protein of 96 amino acids. The record is from RefSeq and is a predicted model, not a curated record. Gene Ontology annotation, biological process: malate transport. The transcript is spliced from 3 exons. Lineage: Eukaryota; Viridiplantae; Streptophyta; Magnoliopsida; Fabales; Fabaceae.